AUGUUACGCAUUGGCAUUAGAAGUUUGAGUAGCAGCUGUGUGAGGCAUGCAGCUCCUGCCCGUGGCAAAGCCCAAGGAUUUGCCAAAAAAGUGAGUGCUGGAAAAACAUCUGCCAAGAAGGUAAGCGCUGGAUCGAUGUAUAAACCAUGGCAAGAGACUGUUGCUACUGCUAAAUUCAAUAAAAAUGCGGUUUCUGCGGAAAUUGGGACUUUCAAGCCAUUGGAAUUGUCCAAAAGUGUUGAUCAAAUUGUCAACUUUUCUGAUGCACAAUACAAAAGCCUUUAUAUCAAUGGCUUAUUCAAGCAGAAUCAGUUCAAUGAACUCUUCCCGCAUCCAAUAAGCUUGGUCAGACGUAGUACGACGCUAGAUCUAUUUGAGAAGUUGACUAAGAAAUCCAAUAUCACAGCAAAAUACAUUUUAACCGGUGAGGCCGGUGUGGGAAAAAGUGUACUUCUAGCGCAAGUGAAUGCGCUAGCCUGCGAUCUCAAAGCAUUGGUUAUCAACAUUUCUCAUCCAGAGCUGUUCAUGAAUGGUACCAGUGACUUUUUCCAUGAUGGAUCCAAUUAUGUGCAGCCCAUGUACCUAAAGGGCUUGCUCACCAAAAUACUCAAAGCAAACGACCACAAGCUUCUUUCCUCGAUUCCUCUCGCAGAUAGCUACAAGUUCCCCAAUGCUGACCCCAGAGAUUCCUCUAGUCGAAAGUUCAUUCAGCUGAACGCCAAGGAAAACACACUACUUGACCUUCUGUCAAUGAAAACCACUUCACGCAGCCGUGGAGAGGUUUUCCGCGCUCUCAUAUCCGAACUGUCAAGACAGGAAAGCGUGCCUGUCUUUUUCUGUGUCGACAAUUUUUCUCGUAUCUUAAGCGAGCCUUACACGGCUUACAAAAGCACAGAGAACAAAAACAUUCACGUAUUGGAGUUACAACUGGGCAAAACCAUAAUGGACAUUGUUAAUGGCAACAUCGAUUUUGCCAACAAGUCUAGCAGCGUAGUCUUGGCUACAUCCGGGUCCGAUAGAACUAACAGGACGCUUCCAGUGGGCCUGCAAAAGCUACCGCAUGACCCAUACAUUAGCAGAAAGCAUUAUGACCACGAGCUUUCCAGCAUGUUGGCGAAGGGAGGACUACAGGAGUUUCCUUUGGAGAAAUUGGCCAAGGAGGAAGUUAGAAAACUGAUAGAAUUCUAUUCCAAAUCUGAAAUCGUUUUGUCGAAGGAUACCGAAUCGCAAGACUUUGAAAAGCUCGUCGACGAAAAGUACAUUCUGAGCGGUAAUGGUAACCCUAAAGAACUGUUGAAGAGCUUAGUUCUACAUUUUUCAUGA
Lachancea sp. 'fantastica' is the source of this 1323-nucleotide messenger RNA. The record is from the annotation of a GenBank genome assembly. Lineage: Eukaryota; Fungi; Ascomycota; Saccharomycetes; Saccharomycetales; Saccharomycetaceae.